Messenger RNA from Chlorella variabilis, 1722 nucleotides. RefSeq lists its product as hypothetical. The transcript is spliced from 14 exons. Gene Ontology annotation, biological process: L-threonine catabolic process. Gene Ontology annotation, molecular function: threonine deaminase activity. Lineage: Eukaryota; Viridiplantae; Chlorophyta; Trebouxiophyceae; Chlorellales; Chlorellaceae. The record is from RefSeq and is a predicted model, not a curated record. The coding region runs from base 1 to 1722 and encodes 573 amino acids.
AUGGCGCUGACAGUCGGCCCCAGGCAGCGAGCGGUCCAGGAUGCAGCGGGGGCGGGCAGCAGCAGCAGAUACACACGCCAUUUCACGUGUCCGCUGCCCAACCAGGUGCACCGCUCCACAAGCAGUCCAUUGGGCGAAAGCCCGGGCGCCCAGCGGCGCCUGGGAGGCAGCAGACUGCACGCGGCGGUGGUAGGCGACGGCCUGACCGAGGCGCAGCGGCAGCAGCAGGGCGGCAACGGCAACGGCGCCGGUGCAGCGGCGGCGGCGGCGGCGGCAGCAGCGACGCUCGAUCCCCAGCAGCAGCAGCAGCAGCAGCAGCGGCAGCCCUUGGUGCGGGACCCAGAGGAGUUUCAGCUGCAGCCGGGGGAGCUCAGCUACAUAGCCCGCGGCAAGCCGCUGUCAAACGUCGACGUCUUCCGCUGCGCCGCCUGCUCCCGGCCAGAGUGCCAGACGGCGGCGGGGUGCGCGGGCAUGCAGUGGCGGCACACGGCGGGGGGAUACCUGCGGGAGGUACUGACCGCCAAGGUGUAUGAUGUGGCGGUGGAGACGCCGCUGGAAGCUGCCGAGAAGCUGAGCGAGGCGUGCGGCAACACCAUCCUGCUCAAGAGGGAAGACCUGCAGCCCGUCAAGUCCUUCAAGCUGCGGGGGGCCUACAACAAGAUGGCCCAGCUGACUGAGGAGCAGCUGGCCAAGGGCGUCAUCUGCUCCUCAGCAGGCAACCACGCGCAGGGCGUGGCGCUGGCGGCGAAGCAGCUGGGCUGCCACGCUGUCAUCUGCAUGCCCACCACCACCCCCGACAUCAAGGUGAAGGCGGUGCGGGCGCUGGGGGGCGCUGUGGACCUGUGCGGGGAGAGCUACCAGGAGGCGCAGGCGCACGCGCAGGCGCGGGCGGCGGCAGAGGGCAUUGUGUUCAUCGCGCCAUACGACGACCCCUACACCAUCGCCGGGCAGGGUACCAUCGGCAACGAAAUCCUGCGGUGGGUGGGCGCCAACGCCAUGGCGCAGUCGCUGGCGGCGGGGGAGCGGGUCACGCUGUCCAAGGUGGACGCCUUUGCGGACGGCGUGGCGGUCAAGUAUGUGGGCGCUGAGACCUUCCGCCUGUGCCGGGACCUGGUAGACGGCGUCGUGCUGGUGGACAACGCCGCCACAUCCGCCGCCAUCAAGCUGGCGGACGUGGGUGGAAAGCGCGAGGCCAUGCUGGCGGUCUCCAUCCCCGAGCGCCCCGGCUCCUUUGCCGACUUUGUGGAGACGGCGAUCGACGGCACUGACAUCCCCAUCACCGAGUUCAAGUACCGGUACGAGGAGGACAAGGACGCGCACGUGCUGUUCAGUGUGGGCGUGGCGCCCGACUCGCCAGAGUGCCUGGCGCUGGUGGGGCGGCUGGUGGGGCGUGGCUACCCGACCAUCGACGUCAGCGAGAUCGAGAUGGCGCAGGUGCACCUGCGGCACUUGGUGGGCGGCCGCGCGCGGGGGCCCGACGGGGAGCUGCUCCACGAGCGCGUCUGCCAGGUGGACUUUCCGGAGCGGCCGGGAGCGCUUCGGCGCUUCCUGUCGGGCCUGUCGGCCCGCUGGAACAUCACCCUCUUCCACUACCGCCGCACAGGCAACCAGGCCAGCGGCGUGCUGCUGGGCAUCCAGGUGCCGCCAGAGGAGGAUGCGGAGUUCCAGGCGGCAGAGCUGUCGGGCAAGGCGCGGGAGGUGUUCAAGAUGUUCAUCAGCUGA